UUGGUCGUUGAGUUUAGUUAGCCACCGAAUCCCGCAAUCAGUAGUGCCAGAGCUGUUUCUUUCGACAGGAGACGUAAAAAUGCAAGCCCUCGGCCUAAUGGCCCUAAUUGGGCUUAUGGUUGGUUCUGCAUCGGCUAGAUUCAUUUCCGAUAAUAUUUGUCUAGCAAUGCCAAAUGGGCAGAAGCUGCCCGUCACCGACGACUGUGCUGCAUACAUCGUUUGCGAAUACAAUGUACAGAAAAUUCAACACUGCGCCUUCGGCACCCUGUUUGACCCUUACGCGAUGGUUUGCAACUGGGCUUCCUUCGUCAAAUGCGGACAAACACCUUCGCUGCCUCCGUCGUCGGCUGUUGUAGCCCAAUCCACUACCUCAUCACCCAUUCCGACCGCUCCAACGCCUGUCAGCACGACAUCCUUUAAGCCGCCCAUUCCGACUGCUCCGACACCAGCACAAACGAUUACUCUGCAAACCAGCACAGGAUUCCCCAGCAUACCUACUGCUCCCACCGCACCACCAACAACUCAGCCACCCUACAUUCCCACCGCGCCUACAGCGCCACCAACAUCCCGGCUGCCCGUUGUGGUGACUUCCCUACCGACUAUUCGUCCAACCACGGCACCACGACCAAUGAUCACUACCGCUCCACCGUUCUACCCACCCGCGAACCCGUACCCGUUUUGCACACCGGACGAGUUCAGCUUCAUCGCCCAUCCGUCCGCCUGCGAGAGCUACUACAUUUGCGCCUACGGUAAGCUGAUCCUGCACAGCUGCGGACAUGGCGUGUACUGGAACACGGCCACCAACCAGUGCGACUUUCCCGAAAACACCGACUGCACCAAUCUGCCCAAUCCAGCAGCACCGGAAACGUCGACCCCAUCCGCAGAAACAACGACGAUAUCAAGCACUCCGGAUUGUUACGGCAGUGAAAUAUUUUACCCCAACUACAACGACUGCAGCCAGUACUACAUCUGCAUUGGGCUGCAACCGAUCCUGAUGAGCUGUCCGAGCAACUCCCUGUGGAACAGCAAAACGGCCCAGUGCGAUCUUCCCACUAAGGCUGUGUGUGCGAAGAAAUAGCCAGCAAGCUGGAGGAGAUUUUUUAUUCGUUGUGCGCCUGUUCAUUGAAAUAUACUUAAGCCAUGGAUUGGUUUCGGCUUUAUAGAGCA
Messenger RNA from Anopheles stephensi (Asian malaria mosquito), 1167 nucleotides. RefSeq names its product mucin-2-like. NCBI's taxonomy places the organism in Eukaryota, Metazoa, Arthropoda, Insecta, Diptera, Culicidae. Gene Ontology annotation, cellular component: extracellular region. The transcript has 4 exons. Bases 80 to 1078 code for a protein of 332 amino acids. Gene Ontology annotation, molecular function: chitin binding. The record is from RefSeq and is a predicted model, not a curated record.